This is a messenger RNA of Lathyrus oleraceus (garden pea), 2306 nucleotides long. Its product is annotated as DEAD-box ATP-dependent RNA helicase 53, mitochondrial. The transcript has 7 exons. The record is from RefSeq and is a predicted model, not a curated record. Gene Ontology annotation, molecular function: nucleic acid binding; RNA helicase activity; ATP binding. Bases 101 to 1873 code for a protein of 590 amino acids. Gene Ontology annotation, cellular component: cytosol. Lineage: Eukaryota; Viridiplantae; Streptophyta; Magnoliopsida; Fabales; Fabaceae.
CUUCUUUGUUAAAUUAAACCAUUUUCAUUUCUCACAAAACCCUAAACCCACGAUUCCAUCUUUAUUACAGUGUUAGGGUUUUUCAUCCUCCGCCAUCACCAUGAUUACCGCUAUUCUCCGAAGAGCUUCUUCAACACUCUCAAAGCGUGCCAUCCCCGCCGCCGAGGCUCUCCUUUCCUCCACCGCUUCCGCCGAGCUCCGACAACUCACCGUCCUAUCAGCCAGGUCCUUCCACUCUAAAUCAGAACCCUUGCUAUUUCGCGCCUCUUCGGGUUCUCGUGCUGGUUACGCCGCUGAAGCUUUUCCAUUCGAAGAACCAGCGAAAGCGAACGGCGAUGAUGGUCUCGAGAUCGCCAAGCUUGGGAUUUCUCAGGAUAUUGUUUCUGCUUUGGAAAAGAAAGGAAUCACUAAGCUUUUCCCCAUUCAGAGGGCUGUGCUGGAGCCUGCUAUGCAAGGUCGUGAUAUGAUUGGUCGUGCUAGAACAGGAACUGGAAAAACUCUUGCUUUUGGGAUACCAAUCAUUGAUAAGAUCAUUCAGUUUAAUGCUAAACAUGGGCGAGGAAGGGAUCCUCUGGCUUUGGUUUUGGCUCCGACUAGAGAACUUGCAAAGCAGGUUGAAAAGGAAUUCUAUGAGGCAGCGCCUACUUUGGAUACUAUCUGUGUUUAUGGAGGUACGCCCAUCUCUCAACAGAUGAGGCAGCUUGAUUAUGGUGUUGAUAUAGCGGUUGGUACACCUGGAAGAAUUAUCGAUCUUCUUAAUAGAGGUGCUCUGAAUUUGAAGGAAGUUCAGUUUGUUAUUCUUGAUGAGGCUGAUCAGAUGCUUCAAGUAGGCUUUCAGGAAGAUGUGGAGAAGAUCUUGGAGAGGUUGCCUGCAAAGAGACAAACUCUUAUGUUCUCUGCAACCAUGCCUACUUGGAUAAAGCAGUUAACACGGAAUUACCUAAAAGAUCCCAUAACUAUUGAUCUUGUUGGAGAUUCCGAUCAGAAGCUGGCAGAUGGAAUUUCACUCUUCGCAGUUGCAUCUGAUGCAUACGUCAAAGCAGGAAUUCUUGUUCCUCUAAUAAAAGAACAUGCAAAGGGAGGAAAGUGUAUUGUUUUCACUCAAACAAAACGUGAUGCCGAUCGAUUAUCACAUGGCAUGUCAAAAAGUAUUCCAUGCGAGGCAUUGCAUGGAGAUAUAUCACAAGCUCAGAGAGAAAAAACUCUUGCUGGAUUCAGAAAUGGUCAUUUUAAUGUCUUAGUGGCAACUGAUGUUGCUUCACGUGGGCUUGAUAUACCUAAUGUUGAUCUUGUAAUUCAUUACGAGCUUCCCAAUAAUUCAGAGAUAUUUGUUCACCGAUCUGGAAGAACAGGUCGUGCUGGUAAGAAAGGAACUGCUAUUCUCAUUUAUUCAGAAGAUCAAUCCAGGACUCUUAGGACUAUUGAGCGCGAUGUAGGCUGUAAAUUUAAAGAGUUACCAAAGAUUGCUGUUGAUAGUGGAUCAGUGUCUGCAUUUGGUAGCAUGGGUGGUGGCCGAUUUGGUUCAUUUGGUGGAGGUUCGAGUAGCCAAUUUGGUGGUGGAGGUUUUAGCCGCGGUAGCCGUUCUGGGGGCUACGGUAAUUCAGGUGAUAGGUUUUCUGGUUCAAGACCAUCUGGAGGGGGGUUUUCAGGCAAUUCAUCCGGUGAAAAUAGAUAUGGCGGAUCAAGCUCUGGGCGUUUUGGCUCCUUUGGUUCAGGUGAUUCAGGUAGUAGAUCUGGUGGAUCAUCCAGUGGAUUUAACUCUAGCCGGCAAGGUGGUUUUGGCGGAUUCGGUGGUUCUGAUCGCUCCAGUGGUUUUGGAAAUUUUGGGUCGGGUAAAUCUAGCGCAUUUGGGGAUCGUCGUGGCAGGGAUUGAAAUGAUAGAAAAACAUUUUAACUUCAUGAAAUAUCAUAAUAUCACCAUCCUCAUUUCUUGAUGGUUUUAGUUGUAAAGUUUUUAGCAUUUUAAUUUCCUCUUAAGUUUACCGGCAUGUAGGUUAAUCUUAUUCCUAUCACUGUGGAUUGGAGGUUAUAUCAUAGAAACACAAGUUCUAUGGGUCCUACUUUCGUUCAGCUUCAGCAGUAUUGGAUUAUGCUUCCAUCUAUCAAGAAGAAAAGGAAAGGAGGGCUUUAGAGGCAAAGCUUUGAUGAUGCAACCUUUCUGAAGUGGUUAUUCAAGGAAUAGGCAUAUAAAAAUUUCUUAGAAAGGUUUAGGGUGUUCUAUUUUUUAUUAUUACAGUUUUGUGGAAGAAAACUUCAUAUAUUAUGUAAAAUUUACCUAUUAUUAAUUUGUUUUUUUGCACUGCCCA